CCCCCUCAAAAGGGCGGCCUAAUUUUGAGCAAUCACAACAGCAAAAACCCUCUCAUCAGUUUCCAACCAUUUCUCCCCGGCCUCUCUGCAUCUGCGACCACCUACACACACAGACCAAACAACCAAAACCCAUUACAUAUAUACAUACAUAUAUAUGUGUGUGUGUGUGCAUAGUUAAUUACAUCCUUCCGAUACUAAGAUCUUAUUAUAACUGAUAUUAUCUUCCCCUAUAGCUCGAAUAAUUAAUGGGGAGGUCUCCUUGCUGUGAGAAAGCUCACAUGAACAAAGGCGCCUGGACGAAGGAGGAAGACGACCGGCUCAUCGCCUACAUAAGGGCCCAUGGGGAAGGCUGCUGGCGGUCCCUCCCGAAGGCCGCCGGCCUCCUGCGGUGCGGCAAGAGUUGCCGCCUCCGAUGGAUCAACUACCUGCGUCCCGAUCUCAAGCGCGGGAACUUCACCGAAGAGGAAGACGAGCUCAUCAUCAAGCUUCACAGCCUCCUCGGCAACAAGUGGUCCUUGAUUGCUGGUCGAUUACCGGGCAGGACCGAUAAUGAAAUAAAGAACUACUGGAACACGCACAUAAGGAGGAAACUCUUGAACCGAGGCAUCGACCCUUCCACCCACCGGCCAAUCAACGAGCUACCGGCGUCGACAGGGGAACCCGUGACGAACAUCUCAUUUUCCUCCGCCGCAGCAAUGGUGUCUAGAGUACAGCAUCAAGAGAAGAAGGCCGAUAAUGCCGAAGGGUUCAAGAUCAAGUUAGAGGAGAAGAACCCGGCUCAUCAGGAGCAGUGCCCGGACUUGAACCUCGAGCUCAGAAUAAGCCCUCCCCAUCAAACCCAAUACCCUCAGGCCGAUCAGCCGAUGAAAUCCGGCGGGAGAAACCACCUUUGCUUCGUGUGCAGCCUAGGGUUGCAAAACAGCAAGGAGUGCAGUUGCAACAUUAGCGGGGGCAGAGGCAGCGGCGCUUCUAGCAGUUAUGACUUUCUAGGGUUGAAAACCGGCGUAUUGGAUUACAGAAGUUUGGAGAUGAAAUGACUCUUCGAAAUUUCGAUUUCUAUUAGUGAAAAAGGAGAGGACUAUUGACAAAAGAGGUUGGUAUAUUAGUUCUACAAUCUCUACCCUCUCCUCUCUGGUAUUUGCUUCCCUUACUUUAAUUUUCCUUCUAUUUUUGUAUGAUUGCUAGCCAAUGCAUAUAGUGUAGAAUACUGAUAUACAGAUUGAUUUAUUAUUAACUACCAGUGUUGUGUUGAUAUUUGAUUUUCCCUCUUGUUCAUCAUGGAUCACCAUUUUUUCGUUUUCAGUGAAGUCAUUGGUUCUUUAGUCUAUUGACUUAGACUAGCUAAUCU
This is a messenger RNA of Punica granatum (pomegranate), 1348 nucleotides long. The record is from RefSeq and is a predicted model, not a curated record. NCBI's taxonomy places the organism in Eukaryota, Viridiplantae, Streptophyta, Magnoliopsida, Myrtales, Lythraceae.